GGCUGAGAAGCUCUGCUGCUGGUAAUUAAGGUUGCCCGAAGACUCAAAGUAUUCUGGGCCUGCGUCUUGACCAUCUCUACAGAUUUUUCUUCUGCAAGCCACUGGAAGCCAAGGCUGUGGAUCUUCCCUUGGCUAACUAAUACAUUGUUUUUCUAUGGCCCAGAGAUUGCUCUUGGAUACAGCAAGAUGUGCUGUGAGGUGCUGUGGCUGAGUCAUUAACUCAAGUAUCCAGCAGUAUGGAAGGUUUUGAAGCCUCUGGAGAGGAGGGAAAGAAGAAAUCUAAGUUUAAAGCCUUUAAGAACUUUUUUAGCAAGAAGAAGAAGAAAGAACCAGAAGAAAUCCCAGAAGUGGCAGUGCUAAAGCCCAGGUUUUCCAGCAGCAGUGUUAGUGGGUCUUCUCUGCAGCCAGCUCUGGAAAAGCAAGUGAUGGAGUCCAAGCCAAAGAGUGGCAUGGGAGUCAAGUCCAUAUCCCAUGACAGUGUCUUCUGUUUGGAUCCUGAGCCUGAAAAAGGAGCAGGCAAGCUACACUCUUCUCCAGCUCCCCACAGAAGCAAAUCACUAAAGAUCAAAUCUCAGCGCUCACAGAGACUCAGCAUCAGCCCACUUAUCCGUUCUGAGAAAGUCUGUGAGGAAUUGGAAAAGUUCUUUGCCAGUGACAGGACAACUACUACCUUCAGAAGGAGGUCUUCACAGUGUUCAUCAACACCAAGGAUGAGCUCUGAACUGUCCUUGGAUCCAGAGACUUCUGAAAGCAGCACUCAGCAAUUCUCAGGUUUCAGCACCCCAGCCACCUCACAGGGCUGCUUGGAUUCUUCAGCUGCUAAAUCCAAGAUAGCUUUAAACCCCCGGAAGCAGAAGAAAAGGAAGUCAACCUCCACACCUGUGAAAGUAAAGCAGGAGGAGCAACUCCAAUCAGUGCCAGCCAAAGAGAAGACUACAACCAAGACAAAAGAAGCUGAGCAAGGGGAGCAGAAAGUGGACAGUACAGAACUAUCAAGCCAGGAGCAAAGCUCCAAAACCGAGACUCAGGAUACGGCAGUAGAUAAGACUCCAAGUACUGAUCCUGCUUUACGACUUAAUCCAAGAAGACGUAGAAGAAGGGCCAAAAAUGAGUGGGAGAUCCUAGAAAGAGGCCUUCUAAAGUCCACUCAACGGUACAGCCUGAACACUAAAGCUGAGUCUUCAGCUAAUAAAGAGAUAGCUGGCAAGGAGCACUCUUUCUUGAAGCUGUUACUGGAGAAGAAAGACAUAGGGCAGCCUACAACUACAGAAGCAGAAGUUACUACUGUCCAGAAGAUGCCAUCAGAUAAAGGGGAUGUGGAGAGGGAAUUGGCCGACAUAGAUGUUGAAGCUCAAAAAGAACCAGCACCACAACCUACAUCUACAGAUGUGGCAGAGUCCAUGAUUAGUGGUCCAUCACCGCACUGUGAAGACAAGAAGAAAAAGGAUAAAGUUGGUGUGUUGCCAUGGAUCAAAAAAUCUACAAGCCAAAAAGAGGUCACUGUCUUGAGGAAAGAAGAGGUCCAAGUGCAUGUGCAUCCUUCUCGAGUCUGUGGAGAAGGAGAGGAAGCAUCAUGUCCUGAAUUGCAAAGGGUUCAACCCCAAAUGAAGGUAUCAUUGGAGAGCACAACUUACCACAAAGAGAAGCAUCCAAGAAGUGGUCUCCCGGUCCCUUCUACAAGCAUUUCAAGUGCUACUGCAGAAGAUGAUGUUUCUCCAAAGAUGAAUCUGCCUCUCCCUCUCAGAAGGCGACCAAAUACAGGGGAAACCUCCUCAGAUUCGAAGAGUACCUCAGAAUAUGAGAGUAGUUCUGAAAUGCAACUGAGUCCUGCACAUUCUUUCAAACCGACAAGAAAGCCUAAAGAUGAUGCUGGUGCUGGAACUGCUGAUGAUGAAGAAGAUGGAGAUGAUGAGAAAGAAGAGAAAGACAAUGAUGAUGAUGAUGAAGAAAAUGUCUUCCUCAAAUCAGAAAAUGUAGAUGUAGAAGUGAGCAAGAUGGAGAAGCAGCAGGCUCUCAGAUAUUCUUCUAAGUUACUAGGAAAACCCAAAGCUAGAGAGGCCUCUGCAAAACUAGAGAGUUCUUCAGAAGAUGAGAGAAGUUGUGAGGAAAUGACAUCUGCCCAUUCUUCCCAGUCCUUGGAAGAGUUUGAAGAAUGCUCAGAAUCAAGAGGUUUCAUCAGAGGUUCCAUCUCUGAAGAGCGGCCAGCAACCAGGUGCCAUUCCCAGGCCUUGCAGGAGUUGGAGGAAAAGGAAGUCUCCACAGAAUCAAGUAGUUACAUUGAGAAGUACGAGAGUUCUGAGGAUCUGAGCAGCUCAGAGCAAGAGCAGCAAGUGCCUCCAGUUUCAAAGAGUUCUCUAAAACAGUGGAGUGCUCCUGCCAAGCCAGUGCACCCCAUACAAACUGCUCAGCAACAACCUCCCGCCAUGGUGAACAUUUCUGGAGGACCAAAGAAAUCUGGAGAGCCACUGUCUCCCACCCAGACUGUCAAGUCACGGCUGAGAUCUCAGUCUGAGUGUCAAGUUCUUGCAGAGCCAGAAGGUGUUGUUGCUGCUGACUGGGACAUUUUAAUGCAGCCCCCACCCAGGCCAAGACUUGAGCAAGAAGUUUCUGCAGGUCCAGAACUUACUGUUUUUGAAAAGAGUAUUGCUGUACAGCCUUCUGGAUAUCCUCCUCAGCCUUCAGUGAAACCAAGCAUCAAGAAAGAAAUAUCGUUGGGUGCAGAAAGUGCUCCCUUGGAGUCCCCACCUCCUCAGCAUCAUUUUCAGCCACUAUUGAAGCCCUUCGUAAAGCAACAGGUAUCUGCUUUUGAAAGAGUUAUUUCUAUGGAUCCAAAGCUUCCAACACAGUUCCAGCCACGGAUGAAGCCUCAAGGAAAGCAAUCAUUUUCUUCCACUCCAGAGAGCACAGCAUUUGAAGGGAGCACUUCUGUGGACCAUAUGACUCUGACCCUUUCCCAGCCUAUGCUACAGCCUUAUCAAGAAGUGCCUUUAGAAUCAGAGACUGUUGCUGCUAAAAUGAUUUCCACGGGCCAACUACAUUCCAAAUAUUCUGCUCACCCCUUAUCAAGUCAUCAAAGCCAACCAGUCCCAGAAAGCACCUCUGCAGAAGGAGAGGAGCUGCUGCCUUCUCAGCCUUCAGUGACACCCAAAUUCCAGCCACUGAUGACCCAAGGCAGUAUUCCUUCUGCAUGGGCCAUUCCUAUUUAUUCACCAGCUCCCAGAAUGGAUUCUAAGCCCUUGAUGGGAUCAGCCAUCGCUUUAGAGUCAAAACCUUCUAGGUACUCUUUGCAGCCAUGGCAGAGCACGCCAUUUGAACAAGUGUCUGUAACCCCAGAUCAUGAUCCUGCUGCUGCUGCCGCUUCAUGGAGCCCUCCUAUUGAUCCACCAACUUCCAGAAUACCUUCUCAGCCCUUGAUGAGAUUAGCUGUCAAGCAACCAACCUGUACAGAGUUAGCAAGUGUUUCUGUGUCACAGAGCAGCUCUCUGGAACGACUGUCUUCCAGAUUCCCCUUCCAGCCAAGAGCAGAUCCAGAGCACUAUGGAGCAGAGGAAGGAGUUGCUACAUUGAGGAGAUCUAGAAGGCAUCAUUCUCAGUCCCCAGUGAGAUCAGAAUUCAAGGAAGAAGUUUCCUCAGGUUCUCGAAGAGCUUUUGGAGAACGGAGCAUUUCUGUGGGAAAAAUGCCUCCCAAAUAUGCUCUUCAGCCAUGGUUGUGCCCCGAAUUUCAGCAGCAAGCCAAAGAGGGGGAUGUUUUGAGGAAGGCCUGGCUUUCGGGACAUCCUUCCCAAACCAUUAGUAAACAUAAAGUCGAGAAAACACCACUGCCUCCCAAAUGUCCCAGCCCAUUCUUAACCAGAUCUAAAGUUCAGGAAAUAUCUUCACGUCUAGAGAGUGUUAUUGCUCAAGAGAGCUCCAAGAAACCACAGAGAGGCAGGCCACCUUCCAAGUCCUUUGUGAACUUCAUGGCACAGCAAGUAUUUUCAGAGAGUGCUCCUAGUAAAGUGGUCCUUCAUCCAAAGCCUGUUGCUCGGGGCCGAAGACGUCCUUCCAGAUCCCUGUUGAAGCCUAAACUUGACGAUUAUGCUUUCUUAUAUAAUUGGGAUAAUGAACCCAAGGAAGAUACCACAUUGCAGAAUCUGCCCAUGAAGCAGCCUUUUCAGUUAUCCAGAAAGCCUGAAGAGCCCCAAGAAGUUCUGCCAUUUUCGGAGGGUGCCCCUGUGAAGUGGAACACUUCUGCCAGGGGUAUCUCUCAGGCCCUGGGGAAGCUCUCAGUUUCUGUUAGUCUUCCGAAUGAGUGGAAGAGUUCUGAAGGACAGCUGCCUUCCACACAGCCGUCUCAAGCCUUUGAUGUAGCUAAGUUGCAGUCACCGGUUUUACCAGUGGACUCAGCAAAUGUUCCUGUGAAGUGGAGAAUUUCUGAGGGCCAUCAGCCUCCUCAGUCUUUCUUUGUUGACUAUCAGCCACAAGUUUCUGUAGACUCUGCCAGUGCUGCUGCUAAAGGAGCCAGCUGCUGGCCCAUGCUGAAAGACUCAGCUUCAACAACAAAUGUCAAAUACAGUCAAGGCUACAAGGAUUUCACUAAAAGCACCCCAACUUCUGUUAUCAAACCUGCCACGUUCACUUCUGCUCCUGCCCAGAAACCAAUGGUUUCCAUGGGCACUUAUUUUAAGGAUGAGGUUCCCAAGUGUUGUGAUGAAACUGGAACUUCUUCACUCCUACCCACCAGCAAGGCUGAUGUCGAAAAUGUUUUUGGAGUGCGGUUGCGAAGUACCUCACAGAAGAUUGGAAUGAAGAAUCCGGAUCCUUGCAAGCCAUUUGUCCUCAUUUCAGCAGCAGCAAGGAAAGAACAAGCAAACAAAGGAGAUCUCCAGGGCUCAGUUGGAGGCUCAAAGCAGUCCAGACCAGCAUUUAGCUUUGAGAAGAAGCAAGGGAAUUGGCCCAGAUAUGAAGGCACUUUGAAGAAGUCAGAAGUUUUCAGGCCUCCAGGAGAGACCUCUAUUUGGAAGGCAAAUUCCCCUGUGGAGCCAGCUUGGAUCACCACGUUAAAACAGCGGCAAAGGGGCUUUGUAUCCCAAUUUUUUAAAAAACACAGGACCAGAUCUGAAAUUAGUGUGGUGACCAAGGAUUCUAGAUAUGAGGAAUCUAAACACAUAACUGAUAUCCCACCAAAGAAGACUUUUCUUUCCAGUUUCCCCGGAUGUGCGGUGCCACAUUUAAGGCACUUUCCAAAAUCAGUUGCAUUUUAUGAUCAGAAGAUGCUUCACCCACGUACCAGGGAAAGACUAACCAGACGAUCUUUGAGUCUUCCACCCACACUUCCACAACGUGAGGAGCCUGAGUGGUUUUCAGUGGCCAAGAAGAAAGCCCAAGCAUGGAGCCAAAUAGCAAAUAUCAUGCAAUAAAUAGCUCCUAGAUGGAGCAUCAGCAUUUUCAGUAAUAAUUGCCUGUAACUAUGGUAAUUCCAUAUAAUAUUUUUUGCCAGGGCUAGUUUUUAUUAGGGAAAAUAACUUUAGAAAUAGGAAUUAACAUUUUUAAUUAUUCAAAUGAAAUAAAUGCUAUUAACAUCUAACCCUCAGUAACUGACCACCAACAUCCCCAAACCCAGCAUGUUCUCCAGAAAAGCUAUGUUACAGAAUUGUAAAAUCAUUAACUUUAGAUAUUGUACCUUUAAAGAAAGGAAACAACCGUAUUUUGCUUCAGCAACUUAAAGGUUGCCAUUUCUUUCAAUCAAGUAAUUUCAGUGGAAAGAGUCAGGUGAUUUAGCUCAAGGAUUGGAUGUACUUUCAACCAAGCAGGUGGCAAGUUCAGUAGUUAGACUGUGUGUCUGCUGCCUCUGGAGAGUGACUUUCCUCUCUGGCUCCAGGCUUAGGGCAGAGAACUCUGUGUAACUCAGAGUCUUAGUUAAUUUUUCUAUUGCUGUAAUAAACUCUCCGAUAAAAUCAACUUAAUGGAGAAAGAGCUUAUUUUGGAAGAAUUCUAAUGUAUAGUCCAUCACUGCAGGGAAUUCCUGGCAGCCAGAACUUGAUGAAGUUAGUUACAUUGUUUUUCCAGGCAAGAAAUGGAAAGUAAUGAAUUGGAGUCCUCAACUUACUUUCUCCCUUUAACAUACAUAGGCCAGGAUCCAAGCCUAAUGAAUAGUGUCACCUAUGGUGGGUGGGUUUUCCCCACCUUAAUUAACCUUUUCAUUUUUAAAUUCUCCACAUUUAUCCUAUCUCUCAGUCUAGCAAACAUUAUAAGAAAGGCACUUUAGAUGCCUUAACAGCAAACCUAGGAUCAUUUUCCUAGAUACAAAGGACAUCUACUUCUGUCACUUGGUGUUUGCUUUGCUUGCACAGAAAUACAGCCUUGAACACCUAUGUUGGAUGCUUCUACAUUCAAAACCAUGUCUAGAGAGGCAAUGAGAUUCUAUAGCUAGCUUAAAUAACUGGUGCUGGGUUUUUGCUGAUGAUGGCAUAAUGAGACACUGUACAACAACAUGCUGGAUUUUUCAUUUAAUCUAUAAAACACCUCUUUAUUUUGACCCUCUAGAUUUGCCCUUUUGAUAGUGUUAAGGUUUUGAAUGACUGGAUUUCAUUCCAUAUAUAUUACCAUAGUGAAUAAUUUGUUUAAAUCAAUGCCCUUAACAUAUGUAAUUCUAGUACACCAGCUCUAACACUUCCCUUCCCCAUUUUUGCCUAUACCUUCAUUACAUCAUUCUCACUAUGAGAACUCCCCACUAAUAAUAUUUCUUCCAUUACUAAGAAAACUCAGUUUUUAAUCAUAAGGUUAAGUAUUUUUUUAAGGUUAAGUAUUUUUAAUGCUUAGAAAUAUAUUCUGAUAAGUUUCCUUUUUUCCUUUUUAGCUUUCUUUGUUUUUGAUUAGUGCUAAGCAAAUAAACUCAAUAAAGGUU
Mus musculus (house mouse) is the source of this 6886-nucleotide messenger RNA. RefSeq names its product predicted gene 14569. Lineage: Eukaryota; Metazoa; Chordata; Mammalia; Rodentia; Muridae. The transcript is spliced from 12 exons. Gene Ontology annotation, cellular component: acrosomal vesicle. The coding region runs from base 237 to 5399 and encodes 1720 amino acids. The record is from RefSeq and is a predicted model, not a curated record.